This is a messenger RNA of Oncorhynchus masou masou (cherry salmon), 2863 nucleotides long. RefSeq names its product ADP-ribosylation factor-like protein 5B. Gene Ontology annotation, cellular component: cytoplasm; trans-Golgi network. Gene Ontology annotation, biological process: protein localization to Golgi membrane; vesicle-mediated transport; intracellular protein transport. Bases 358 to 1227 code for a protein of 289 amino acids. NCBI's taxonomy places the organism in Eukaryota, Metazoa, Chordata, Actinopteri, Salmoniformes, Salmonidae. Gene Ontology annotation, molecular function: GTPase activity; GTP binding. The transcript has 6 exons. The record is from RefSeq and is a predicted model, not a curated record.
UCCCCCAAAAUCUAGCUGGCUAAGUAAAAGAAUGCAUCGCCUAUUUUGAUCGCAGAAUCAAUUUGGUAUCGAUAGACAACCCAUGGGCACAUAUCUCGUUUUGUUUGUGUCGACGAACGUCAGAAAAAAUACCUUUCUAGGUUGUGCUACCUAAUGUUUUCAAGGUAGUUCGCUUAAUAGCCUCGAUGCACAGAACAGGGUUAGUUAUCAGUACAGUUAUUUAGCUAGCUAACGUUAGCUAUCUUUGCUUGAAGUGUGGGUUGCCUAUUGUGCUAGCUAGCCAGCUACCGUUAACAGCUAUCUGAUUUGCUCUGUUUGAAAUAUUUUCAUAUUUCUUUAUUCUCAUCACCGGUGGAUAUGGGACUACUCUUUACCAAGUUGAUGACUGUCUUCGGAGACAGAGAACACAAAGUGAUCAUAGUGGGCCUGGACAAUGCUGGGAAGACCACUAUCCUUUACCAAUUCCUUACCAAAGAGGCGGUUCACACCUCCCCCACCAUUGGCAGUAACGUAGAGGAGAUCUCUGUACGCAAGACCCGCUUCCUGGUGUGGGACAUCGGAGGCCAGGAAAGCCUGAGAGCCAGCUGGAACUCCUACUACUGCAACACAGAGAUUGUGAUUCUGGUUGUGGACAGCACAGACCGCGAGCGCCUAAAUCUGAACAAAGAUGAACUUCACCGCAUGCUUGCACAUGAGGACCUACAGAAGGUAACCCUGCCUUUCUCUCCUGUCCUGUCUGACUGGUGUGUAGGACCUACAGAAUGCGGCGAUUCUAGUUCUGGCCAACAAGCAGGACAUGAAGGACUCUAUGACAGUGGCAGAGAUCUCCCAGUGCCUCACCCUCAGCUCCAUCACAGCCCACUCCUGGCAUGUACAGGCCUGCUGUGCCCUCACAGGGGAGGGACUACCUGCCAGUCUGGACUGGAUGAGGUCUCGUGUCCUGGCCAGUUAAAACUCCUUCCGCGGGCUCAUCCCAAUUGGAACCAGGACAGCUAUCCUUUGAUCCAACAAACACAACCUCUCAGACGUCACAGCCAAAGCCACAGUGCCCAGAUCAGGAUCUCCACUAUCUGCAUUGACACUGCCCCUCUGAGCCCCAGGGGUGACCCCAGUCCUGCCCUGUCACCCUCAUGCCUUACCCAGCCCUUAGUGUGUAUGCCAGGGCUGACCAGAGAACAGGUCUUCCUCAGGAUAGAGGAGGCCUGGAGGAACCUGUCAGAACCUUAGCUAGACAUGCCAGAGUGUGCCAGUGUGCAUGUGCGUUAGCAUCUGUGUGUGGUGUGUGUGUGUGAGACUCCGUUCUAGAGGUCCACCAUGUUUACAUAAGAAUCCCUACCUGUCAGACCUGACUCCAUGAGGAUGACACAAUAUGCCCCACAUAAGCUGAAAAGGGACCUAUCACAGUAUUUAAGCCUCCUGUCCUCAUGAACUCCACAGAGGUAGAAUGGGAGGUCGCAUUGGAUUUCUUUAACAUACAGAUUUGUACCUCUGACCUUGAGGAAAACCACAGUACAACAGGUUAAGAGGCCAGACCUAAUGGUGAUCAGACUGGUGCUCAGCCUUUUAAGCUAACAAUGCACAAAUUACUUGAAGUAUUUAUAUCAAAUAAGAAAAAAGGGGGUUGCUUGACAGUGUAAAAUAGUAGCAUGCUUUCUGUAAAAAGCAAGAUGACAAACAAGUAUUGUCUGAUUUUAAAAACAGGUUAAUCAUGUAUUUUUAUACAUAUACAGUGGCUAUGUAUUUUACGGUACAAAAUAUUUUUUGUACAAAUAAAUGUUAUUAUUGAUAAACUGGUGACUGGGCUGCCUUCUCUGUAGUAUGGGAAUUACACAUGGAACAAUUUGUGAACGCCUGAACCAAUGAUGUAUAUACUGAACAAAAAUCUGCAACAAUUUCAAAGGUUUUACUGAGUUACACUUCAUAGAAGGAAAUCAAUCAAUUGAAAUAAAUGUAUUAGGAUUUCACAUGACUGGGCAGGGGUGCAGUGAUGGGACGGCAUAGGCCCAUCCACUUGGGAGCCAGGCCCAGUAAAUCAGAAUGAGUUUUUCCACACAAAGCGUUUUUUACAGUAAGAAAUAUUCCUCAAUACCACCCCCUUCUCGGGCGAUCCCACAGGUGAAGAAGCCGGUUGUAGAGGUCCUGGACUGGCGUGGUUACACGUGGUCUGCAGUUGUUAGGCCCGUUGGAUGUACUGCCAUAUUCUCUAAGAUGAUGUUGAAGGUGGCUAAUGGUAGAGAAAUGAACAUUCAAUUCUCUGGCAACAGGUCUGUUCAACAUUCCUGCAGUCAGCAUGUCAAUUACACACUCCCUCACAACUUGAGACAUCUGUGGCAUUGUCGUGUAGCAAAACUGCACAUUUUAGAGUGGCCUUUUAUUGUCCUCAGCACAAGGUGCACCUGUAUAUUGAUCGAUCUGUUUAAUCAGCUUCUUGACAUGCCACACCUGUCAGGUGGAUGGGUUAUCUUGGAAAAGGAGAAAUGCUCACUAACAUGGAUGUAAACAAAUUUGUGAACAACACAUUUGAGAGAAAUAAGCUUUUUGUGCAUAUGGAACAUUUCUGGGAUUUUUUAUUUCAGCUCAUGAAAAAAUGGGACCAACACUUUACAUGUUGUAUUUGUAUUUUUGUUCCAUAUAUAUAUGGAACACUCCCAUGCAGAUUUUGUAUUUGCCAAGGAAGGCAGAUUAAUGUUCUGUAUUAUGUCUGAUUAGAUGUUAAUAGAGAGAAACUGCUUGCUUGUUUAAGGCUAAAGUGAUUUCGGAAUUGGGACCAGAUUUUAAUUAAACUCACAUUUCUAUGUACAUUUCGUGGGGUUGCCGAGGUGCCUUAUUGCUAUUGUAAACGGGUUACUAACGUAAUUAGAGC